UGCUCGUUUGCAGCUAUAACCCCGAGUUCCUUUUUUCUUCGUCAUUUCUUACAAUCCGAGGGGGCCUCCUGGCAAUUCACAAUUUCUACGAAUACACUGACUUUGCAUCACAACUCCACAGUCGACGGAGAUCUCUCUCUUUCUCUGUAGAGCACGUAAACCCUAGCAAUCAACAAUGGCUCGACUCUCACUGAUCGUACUCAUCACAAUAAUCCCCUUCAUAUUAACCCUCUGCAGCUCUUUCUCUCCCGAAAACCCCACCGACCGUCGGAUUCUAGUCUUGCUCGACGACCUCGCCCUCCAAUCCUCCCACUCCCUCUACUUCAGCUCCCUCCAGUCUCGCGGCUACGCCCUCGACUUCAAACUCGCCGACGAUUCCAAGAUCGGAUUGCAGCGUUACGGCCAGUACUUGUACGACGGCUUGAUCCUCUUCUGCCCCUCCAUUGACCGUUUCGGAGGGUCCAUUGAUUCGGCAGCCAUUGUGGAUUUCGUUGAUUCGGGUCAUGACUUGAUUAUUGCAGUUGAUAAUUCUGCCUCUGAACGAAUUCGAGAGAUUGCUACAGAGUGCGGUGUUGAUUUUGAUGAUGAUCAGGCGGCUAUGGUUAUUGAUCACACCAGCUAUGCAGUUUCAGACACGGAAGGUGAUCAUACGUUGAUUGCGAGCGAUGAUUUCGUUCAGUCUAAGGUGCUUUUGGGAAGCACGAAAAUUGAGGCUCCUGUACUCUUUCAGGGAAUGGGUCAUUCAUUGAAUCCUGCCAAUAGCUUGGUGUUGAAAGCUCUUUCAGCGUCCUCGUCAGCAUAUUCUGCUAAUCCCAAAACCAAGUUAUCAAAUCCUCCCUCCCUCACUGGAUCUGCAAUUUCUUUGGUCUCAGUUGUGCAGGCAAGAAACAAUGCCCGAGUGCUGAUCGCUGGCUCAUUAAGCAUGUUUAGCAAUCGAUUCUUCAGAUCUGGGGUGCAGAAGGCAGGGAGCUCAAUCAAACAUGCAAAAUCUGGUAAUGAGCAGUUUUUGACGGAACUUAGCAAGUGGGUUUUUCAUGAAAGAGGUCAUCUCAAGGCUGUGAAUGUUAGACACCACAAAGUUGGGGAAACUGAUGAACCUGCCAUGUACCGAAUCAAUGACGACCUGGAAUACGCUGUUGAAAUUUAUGAGUGGUCUGGCAAGAGCUGGGAACCAUAUGUGGCCAAUGAUGUUCAAGUGCAGUUUUACAUGAUGAGCCCCUAUGUUUUGAAAACAUUAUCAACUGAUCAGAAGGGCCUCUAUUUUACUGCUUUCAAGGUUCCAGAUGUUUAUGGUGUAUUCCAGUUCAAGGUAGAGUACCAGCAGCUUGGAUACACAAGCUUGUCCCUAUCAAAGCAGAUUCCUGUUAGACCCUUCAGACACAAUGAAUAUGAAAGAUUCCUAACAGCAGCUUUCCCGUAUUACGGAGCUUCUUUCUCCAUGAUGGCAGGUUUCUUUAUCUUCACAUUUGCGUACUUGUACAACAAGUAGGUUCAAAGCAUUUGCGGCAACAAGAUUUUGUAAUGGGAUCAACAGCACCUUCUAAAGUUUGACUUAGCAGCAUGAGGACAUUUCUCUCUUUUUUUCCCUUUUUCUUUUUUUAUAUCCUCGAGGCACUAUUUACAUGUAUCAGCUUAAGCAACCAUUUUUGCCACUGCUGUAUUUGCAGCAGAAGAGUGGACCAUUGGCUAUCAGGAAUUUUUGGUCUUCUCUGAAAGGAAUGGAUUGGUUUCUCAAUGUUUUAAGCUCAAGAGUCACUUGAAUGGUUCUCUGUUUA
Messenger RNA from Rhododendron vialii, 1775 nucleotides. Its product is annotated as dolichyl-diphosphooligosaccharide--protein glycosyltransferase 48 kDa subunit. Gene Ontology annotation, cellular component: endoplasmic reticulum membrane; oligosaccharyltransferase complex. Lineage: Eukaryota; Viridiplantae; Streptophyta; Magnoliopsida; Ericales; Ericaceae. The transcript is spliced from 13 exons. The record is from RefSeq and is a predicted model, not a curated record. Bases 176 to 1489 code for a protein of 437 amino acids.